AUGACCUCACAAAUUGAGCCUGCGCUCAGAGAUGUGAUUUCGACAUUCAACGAACUCAACAGUUCCACCAUCGAGGAGCUUGAUUCGGAACCCAGUCCCUUGGAGUUUAUGCGUUUUGUCUCUAGAAAUUCGCCUUUCGUGAUACGGGGAGCGGCAUCAUCGUGGAAAGCUACAAGGCAAUGGAGCUCGACAUACCUCAGAUCAGCCCUGGCUGGGCAGACUGUCAAUGUUGCCGUUACCCCUCACGGCUGGCUCUUUGCGAAUGGCCAUGGAAUCCAUGCCAAAUGCUCACACUUUUUACACUAUAAACGGAAUGGGGUUCGUCCUAACCAAGCUUCCAGCAAUGCCGAUGCGCCUACGUAUUCGCCAAAAGAUGGAGUGACCGUUCUAGCAAAGCCUCACGAGGAAUCUCAAAUGUUUGAUGAUUUCCUUACAUACCUUAUGCAGCAGGAAACGGACAAAACUUUCCCGGAGGAUUCAGAGGUGCGAUAUGCACAAACACGUCAGUCUCUCUGUCUUCCUAUUCUGCCAGCUAUCCUGCCCUUCCAGGCAGGAGGUAGUACAACAUCGUCCCAUGAUCGUCGGCUGAUGUACGCCCAGAAAGACAUUCCAUUCGCCCGCAUCGCACUUCAGAGGAGCCCUGACGCAGUAAAUUUGUGGAUAGGAAACUCCCGGUCUGUAACAGCAACUCAUAAAGAUAACUUUGAGAACAUAUUUGUGCAAGUAAUUGGCAGGAAACACUUCGUCCUGUUACCGCCAAUCUGUCACCCUUGCAUGAAUGAGGCUUUGCUUACUCCGGCUACCUAUGUGCGCGACGAGACGGGCCUCUCUAUUCGCGUUGAUGAAGGGGCUGACCUCGUCCCUUUUGUGACUUGGGACCCAGACGAUCCGCAGACAAAUUCUACUGCCUUCUCUAGGUUUGCACAGCCUAUGCGAGUUACUCUUAACCCCGGAGACAUGUUGUAUCUACCAGCUAUGUGGUGA
Molecule: messenger RNA, 984 nt
Organism: Metarhizium robertsii ARSEF 23
Lineage: Eukaryota; Fungi; Ascomycota; Sordariomycetes; Hypocreales; Clavicipitaceae
Product: Transcription factor jumonji/aspartyl beta-hydroxylase
Exons: 3
Coding region: 1-984 (327 amino acids)
Molecular function (GO): 2-oxoglutarate-dependent dioxygenase activity
Source: RefSeq, a predicted model, not a curated record